Molecule: messenger RNA, 492 nt
Organism: Pedinophyceae sp. YPF-701
Lineage: Eukaryota; Viridiplantae; Chlorophyta; Pedinophyceae
Source: the annotation of a GenBank genome assembly
AUGCGCGUCGUCGUGCAGCGGGUCAAGCAUGCAGCGGUCGAGAUAGAUGGAGAAAUCGUGUCGCGCAUCGGGCCUGGCCUGCUCUGUCUGGUGGGCAUCUCUGCCAGCGACGGCGACAAGGACAGCGAGACGAUAGCGAGGAAGCUGCUCGGCAUGCGGAUCUGGCAGAACCCGGAGAGCGGCCGGCCGUGGGACCAGAGCGCGCCGCAGAUGGGCUACGAGCUGCUCAUGGUGAGCAACUUCACGCUGUACGGGAGGUUGAAGGGCAACAAGUGCGACUUCUCCCGCAGCAAGGGGCCCGCGGAGGCGAAGGAGGUCUACGAGGGGCUGGUGGAGCGCGUGCGGAAGGCGUACAGCCCAGACAGGGUCAAGGACGGCGUGUUCGGGGCCAUGAUGGGCGUGUCCCUGGAGAACGAUGGCCCCGUGACGGUGCUCGUGGAAACAUCAGACGGUGCUCUCAUCGACAACAGCGGGUACGUCAGCUCCAGCUAG